Messenger RNA from Aphis gossypii (cotton aphid), 2812 nucleotides. Its product is annotated as glucose dehydrogenase [FAD, quinone]-like. Bases 316 to 2187 code for a protein of 623 amino acids. Gene Ontology annotation, molecular function: oxidoreductase activity, acting on CH-OH group of donors; flavin adenine dinucleotide binding. The transcript is spliced from 3 exons. The record is from RefSeq and is a predicted model, not a curated record. NCBI's taxonomy places the organism in Eukaryota, Metazoa, Arthropoda, Insecta, Hemiptera, Aphididae.
UUUAACGACUGGCGCCACCACUUACACCGAGUGGUAGUGCGUAAACUAUACCAAUAUACCGAUAUAUGGUAGAAGUAUAUUAUUACGGCGGAGGACCUUGAAAACGCGGAGCGGCACGCGUCUGCUCGGUAACGAACCCGAUCGACCGUAAGUCGGUUCGCGCACACCGAUGUCGCUUACGAACCUCCGCGGUGUGGCAGCGCGCUCGCACUGAUCCAACGCGUGUCUUCGUCCGUUAUCGCUCAAUUAUAGGCAUAAUAUCGCGCAAAUAGGUCGAAUACGUAAAAUAUAUCGUAGUUUUUCGCACCCGACGACAUGAACCCGACCGUAGCGGCGGCUGUGCUGGUGGCGCUGAUGUCGGCCCGUUCCGGCCACGGUAUGGCGUACACGGUGUUCCAGGCGGUGGUCGAGUACUACCGGACGAUAGCGCCGGAUCCGGUGGACGCGGUCCCGGACGCGCCGUACGUCGACCGACAGUACGACUUCGUGGUAGUAGGCGCCGGUUCCGGAGGGUCGGUGGUGGCCAACAGGCUGACCGAGGUGGGCGGCUGGACGGUGCUGCUGAUCGAGGCCGGCGGUGAGGAGAACGCCAUGACGGACGUACCGCUGCUGGUCAGCUACCUGAUCGGCACGGGAUUCGACUGGGACUACAGGACCGAACCGCAGGACGGCGUGUGCGGCGCGAUGGAGGACCGCAGGUGCCGGUGGCCGCGCGGCAAAGUCAUGGGAGGCACCAGCGUUAUCAACUACAUGAUGUACACGCGAGGCGUGCCUGAAGACUACGACCGUUGGGCCCGGCUGGGCAAUGGCGGUUGGAGUUACGCGGACGUGCUUCCGUACUUCAAGAAAUCAGAGGACCUGCAGCAAGACGGCCGGGUAGCCGCGUCUCCCAUGGCGGCACACCUGCACGGCCGCGGAGGAUAUCUCAAAGUCCAGGAGCCGUCGUGGAGGACGCCGCUGGGACCGGCGUUCCUGCGAGCCGGCCGCGAGCUGGGCUACGACACGCCCGUCGACUACAACGGUCCGAGACCGCUCGGCUUUUCGUACGUGCUGGCCACCACGGACCGGGGCACCCGCUGUAGCGCGUCCAAGGCGUUCCUGCGACCCAUCCGGAACAGACCCAACCUGACCGUGACCAAACGUGCGACGGUCACCAAAGUGCUCAUCGAUCCCGGCACGAAGCGCGCGUACGGCGUGCGGUUCGUCAAGAAUCGUCGGACGUCGUCGGUGUACGCCCGCAAAGAGGUGAUACUGUGCGCCGGGGCGUUGAACUCACCGCAGCUGCUCAUGUUGUCGGGCGUGGGCCCUGCCGAACACCUGACCCAGAUCGGCGUGCCCGUCGUCAGCGACCUCCGGGUCGGGUACAACCUGCAGGACCACGUGUCCAUGGCCGGGUUGGUGUUCCUGGUCAAUCAGUCGGUGACCAUCGUCGAGAGCCGGUACCGGCACCCCAGGUACUUGGUCCAGUACGCCUUGAACGGCGACGGUCCACUGACCGUGCCCGGUGGCGCCGAGGCGGUCGCGUUCACCGCCACGCGGUACGCCACCAACGGGUCCGUGGUGCCCGACAUGGAACUGGUGUUCGGUCCCGGAGCGCUGACCGGUGACACGGGAGGCUCGCUGCACCGGUUGUUCGGCAUGCGCGAAGACUUCUACGAACGGGUGUACGGCGGAUUCCGCGGCCGGGACGCUUGGGGCCUAGUGCCCAUACUUUUGCGACCCCGAAGCCGCGGCAGGGUCAUGUUGCGAUCGGCCAAUCCGUUUCACGCGCCUCUGCUUUACCCCGGAUACUUGUCCGACAGCCACGACCGCGACGUGCUUGUCGAAGGCAUAAAACAGGCCAUUGCUGUAAGCAAAACCCAAGCUUUCCAAAAAUACGGAUCUACGCUGUUGUCAGUGCCGUUUCCGGGCUGCGAACACGAGUCGUUCGGGUCGGACGCAUACUGGGGUUGUUCCAUCAGGCAGUUGACCACCAACCUUCACCACCAGGUGGGCACGUGCAAGAUGGGACCGGUCUCAGACCCAGAUGCCGUGGUCGAUCCAAAGUUGAGGGUGCGCGGUGUUAAAGGGCUCAGAGUAGUGGACGCGUCGGUCAUACCACUCAUACCAGGCGGUCAUACCAACGCGAUAACAUUCAUGAUCGGCGAGAAAGCGGCUGACAUGAUCAAGGAAAACUGGAUCAAAUAAUUGAACCGAUUGUGUAACGCUGUGAAUGUUGGAUAACAUAUGCUCGGUGUGAAUGACUAAUGUGGUGAUAAAUCAAUAAUUAAAUAAUGCCAUGUCCUACAUUAUAUUAUUCAUAUCAAUAUAAUAUUGGACAAUGUAAUCGUUUUAUGGAACAGAUUCGCUGUCGUCGAUACCUCUGUCCACAUCUACAGUAAUACACAACUAAUCGAUUGCACACAUUUUGAUUCAACAGAUAAUAGUGUUCAUUCUAUUAAUGGAACUGUAAACUAAACGUGUACAUAAGAAGAUUAUAAUGAUAUUAUCUAGUCAAAAAAAAAAAAAAAAUGUGCAAUUUUGUUUGCAUUUUUUUUUUUUUUUAUUAUAUUACCUAAUACCUACCUAUAUUUAGUUUAUUCCUAUUUCUUUUUAUGGAUAUUAUGUAAAAAUAUUUUUCUAUUGAACUAUAUCAAAUAUAAUACGUAUGACUUAUAAUUAAAUGAAUUUUAUUAUGUUUUACUAAACUUCAAAUCGAAAAUUUAAGAAAUACAAUAUACAUAUUAUUAUCUUAGUUUUAAAAAAGAAUCAUCUAGUGUAAGUGUGUAAAUUAUAAAUAAUGUAAUUAUACUUUAGCUGUUUUUCUUAAUAA